AGUUCAUCUUCCAACUAGAAAAUCCAGAGAGUCAAAAUAUUACAGUGAAAAAUCUUUUUUUAAGAAACAUACUUGAUUCCAAGAAAAUCUCAUUUUCCAUGAAAGUUCAGGUUAUAAUUCGACCCUCGCCUAUUUCUCUAUAUAAUAACACUCUUCCUCCUCCCUUUCCUCUCCAAAGACCUCUCCUCUCCUCUCUUCCAUGGCUGCUUGUAUUGACACCUCUCGGCUUUCCCAGGAGCCAAACAUGUCCACAAACGACGACCAUGCAUGCAAAUAUGUGAAAACCUGUUGCCCCACUUUCUCUGAUCGUGUUUCUUGCGUACCCUUCAACAAAAGCCACACAAAAACCAUACACACACGUGGUGUUGUCAGCGAUGAUCAAGAUCUAUGGCUUAAAAUCCAGGAUGAAGCGAAAUCAGACGUCGAACAGGAGCCCAUCUUGUCAAACUACUACUUCACUUCAAUCUUGUCGCAUCAAUCUCUGGAAACUGCCUUGGCGAAUCUGCUUUCCAUCAAACUCAGCAGCUCAAGUCUCUCUGAAGGUACCUUGUAUGAUAUUUUCACAGGCGUGCUUGUGGAGGAUGAUGAAACGAUCAUUAAAGCUGUGAAGGCUGAUUUGAGAGCGGUGAAAGAGAGAGACCCGGCUUGCAUAAGUUAUGUGCAUUGCUUGUUGAAUUUCAAAGGCUUUCUCGCCUGUCAGGCGCAUAGAAUUGCGCAUAAACUUUGGUCACAAGGCAGAAAGGCCUUGGCCUUGCUGAUACAGAACCGGGUUUCCGAAAUUUUCUCAGUUGAUAUUCAUCCUGGAGCCAAAAUGGGAAGUGGGAUUUUGUUCGAUCAUGCCACCGGAGUUGUGAUCGGAGAGACGGCGGUGAUCGGUGACAAUGUUUCGAUUUUGCAUAAUGUGACAUUGGGGGGCACAGGGAAAGCGUCCGGCGACAGGCAUCCGAAAAUCGGUGAUGGGGUUUUGAUUGGGGCAGGGACUUGUAUUUUGGGCAACAUCAGGAUUGGUGAUGGGGCCAAAGUUGGAGCGGGCUCGGUGGUGUUAAAGGAUGUUCCGGCGAGGACUACGGCUGUUGGUAACCCGGCGAGAUUGAUUGGUGGGAAGGAGAAUCCUAUCAGGCUUGAUAGGAUUCCAAGUUUUACCAUGGACCAAACUUCGCAUACUCAUGAAUGGUCUAAUUAUGUUAUUUAGAGGGCUUAUUUUGGUAGCUUGGUUGUGGAUUUCAGGAGAACUGAAGUUCUCCAUUGGCAAACAGAAAGAUUUUCAGGAUUUUAUGCUAUUUAGUAAUUACUAAUUACAAUGAGAAAAUGAGAUUUUUAUGGGAAGUUUUAAUUUUGUUGUCUUUUAUGGUAUGAUUUGUUGUAAUUUCAGUCCUGGAAAUUUUGGUAGUGAAUGUGGGAGUGGGAGCUCUCUGUUUUAGAA
Molecule: messenger RNA, 1423 nt
Organism: Mangifera indica (mango)
Lineage: Eukaryota; Viridiplantae; Streptophyta; Magnoliopsida; Sapindales; Anacardiaceae
Product: serine acetyltransferase 1, chloroplastic-like
Exons: 1
Coding region: 200-1192 (330 amino acids)
Cellular component (GO): cytosol; cytoplasm
Molecular function (GO): L-serine O-acetyltransferase activity
Source: RefSeq, a predicted model, not a curated record